CUGGAAAACGCCUUGCUGUCUCACCUGUCUCAUCCACUGUUGGCGCCAUGCUCAGCGGUCCAACGUCCGCCCUCAGAGCCCCCAGCUGCCUUCAACGGCCCGGCCGCGCCGCGACCCGGCGCCGCGACGGGGCGCCCCGCAGCGCGUGGUGCGGAUCGCGCGUGGUGCAGACUGCGCUGGUGGCGUCACUCGGCCAACGUGCCGUUUCGAGAUCCCGGACACGGAGAUGUCGAAGGGCUCCCGACUUCGAACGGUUCUGCGACCAUCUGCUGGGCACAUGGAGAGGUUGGUCCUCCCCGUGGUUGUCUCCCGAUUCGCUGGCAAAGGGGUCUGGUCAUGGGUCCUUCCGUUGCCCUUGGACCCGGGACGACACGAAGGUCACUCCCAUCGCGCGGAACUGCGCGGCCUGCGCCGGGGUGGUCCAGGGCUGUCGCGAUCGCGACCGGCACUUGGACCGCGACGGGCGCGGCUUCGUCUUCUUCGACUGCGGUUCCUGGACGCUGGAGGAGCCAACAGAGGUGGUCACCGCGCUGCAGAGGCGAAGCCAACGACAGGUGCUGUCCUGCCGCUUCACCUCCAGCGGUGAGGUGUCGGAGCUCCAGUGGACGCUCCAAGAGCAGCUCGACGAGUUCCGCCGCGGCGCGCCGCUCGACGAGAUGGCGCCAGAGCCGCCAGCAGAAGUGCUGCAGGGAACACGGCGAUGGCUCCAGGAGAUCUCCUCCUGGAAGGGCUCAGCGCUUCAGUCCACCGCCAGCGGCCGCUCCGCCGUCUUCGUCUCCACGCGCCUGGCCUGGCGAUCGACGGCCUCGGAGGAGUUAAUGAAGCUCUGGCGAGGCGCUUUGGAGUUCGACUUCCCAACGGCUUUCCUGGCCGUGAAGCACUUUGCAGAUCCCAGCGCUGGCUUUUGGCUCUUGGCCGGUGAUGUUCAAAGCUCUACGGCCAAGAUCAUUGGGCGCAAGUAUCUCCUCCCAGACGCCACACGUCCAGAUGGACCGACUUUGGUCUCAGUGGCCUUGCUUGACUUGAGCCCAGAGGAGCAAGAGAGCAAAAGCGCGGAGGGCCAGCGGAUGAUGGACAGAGGAUAGGUGUCUUUCGUGUUUGCCCAAGUUUGGGGGUGACGUGGCCCUCGCAGUGAAAGAGCCACGGAUUGGCAAGAUCCCUGACAAGCCAGUGGUGAAAGGAGCAAAG
Durusdinium trenchii is the source of this 1188-nucleotide messenger RNA. NCBI's taxonomy places the organism in Eukaryota, Dinophyceae, Suessiales, Symbiodiniaceae. The record is from the annotation of a GenBank genome assembly.